CAUCGUCCUUAAGUUUAGCCAGAAUGAUAAAUGGCUGCAUCAUGUCUUUCCAGACAACUUUCUCACAAAGCAAUCACAGCUUCCCAGUUCUUCGAGUAUUUCCAGCGAGCAUGGUGCGAAUCGCGCCUCUCAUGGGGCGGACGACAGGCCAAUCGCCAUCUCCCUCGUAACCUAGGUUUGGCCGUCAGCGGCGGCGCAGACUCUAUGGCUCUGGCCUUCCUCUGCAAGCAACUACAAGAACAGAACCUCGUAGACGGGUUGACCGUGACAGCCUUUGUCGUCGACCACAAAGCCCGGGAGGAGAGCAGCCGGGAAGCCCGAACUGUAGCUACAUGGCUGAGUGAUAUGGGCCUGCAAGCACAAAUUCUCGAGCUCGAAUGGCCACAGGGUAGUAGUGUUUCCGCGUUCGAGACCCAUGCCCGACGUCUGCGGUUCCAGGCUCUCGGCAUAGCCUGCCGAGACAGACGCAUCAGCGCCCUCCUCAUGGGCCACCACCAAGAUGACAAUGUCGAGACGACCCUCUGGAGGCUGUGUACCGGCGCCCGAGGUGCCGGCCUGGCCGGUAUCCCGCCCAUCGCCCGGAUCCCAGAGUGUCAUGGUCUCUACGGCGUCUCGGAGAGUGGCUCGUCGGCGUUCCUCCGGCCUCGCGACGACAGAGCAGGCGCACCCUCUGCUCUCUUCGGGAACACGACCGCCCAGCAGGUCCAGGACAAGGUCGAGGGCAAGGACAAGCAGCGAGGCUUCCCCAUGGCCACCGGCGGCAUUCUCCUCUGCCGGCCCCUCCUCGCCUUCCCCAAGGCCUCCCUCCUCGCAACCUGCCAUCAACACCGCAUCCCCUACGUCUCAGACCCGACAAACUUCGAUCCAACCCUCACCCCGCGGAACGCCAUCCGCAGCCUCCUGUCCCCGUCUUCCCCGCCACUCCUGCCGCGCGCCCUACAAGCCCCUUCAAUCCUCUCUCUCAUCAAAUCAAGCCACGCUCUAAUCGAGGACACCCUCGCCCACUCCAACGAUCUACUAUCGCAUUGCCGCCUCCUAAACUUCAACCCAAGCACAGGGACAAUGCGCAUCCGAUUCCCCAGUCCACAACCUCAACCGCAGCCGCAGCCGCAACCUCAACUAAUCCGCAGCCCUCACUUCCAAACCCAGCUUCGAGAAGUUCACCGCAGAAGUAUUCCCCUCCUCAUCCUCGUCAUCACCAAAGACCCGCCUCCCCUUCACACUGGGCGGCAUCAUGUUCCACCCUCUCCAACCCACGUCCACGUCCACCUCAACCUCAACCCCAACCAUACUGAAAAUGAGAAUACAUGGCUCCUCACCCGCCAACCAUACAUGCGCAACCGAGCCCCCUCACUAACCCUCGAACUCCCCGGCCCGGAAUCAGAGGGCAUCUACUCGCCCUGGAAACUAUGGGAUAAUCGGUACUGGGUGCGGGCCGCCGUAGUCCCGGACAAGGGGGGACUAGACCCCGACAUGCAUGCGCACUACACGCAGUCCGAGCUCGAUGAGGUCCGUCGGUGCUAUGACGCGGAGGGGUUGUCGCUGGUAGUGCGGCCGCUGCGGCAGUCCGAUUUGCAGGCCAUUCGGGGCAUGGCUGAUGGACAGGGCCGUGGGAAGAAGCAUCAGCAUCCGGCUCUGGCAGCGCUGCUGAAGCGCCUGGCACUCGAAGCUCCGGGGCAAGCUCGCUUCACCCUUCCUGUGCUAGUUGCUCAAAAGGGCUCUGGUGGCAAUGCAGAUCAAGUGCCGCUGGCGCUUCCCACGCUAUCUUGCAGGUUACUUUCCGCUUCUCAAGCGCAAAGUCUACUUCAAAGUGCAAUGCCUUGGACCGUAUGUUGGCAAUGGAUGUACAAGAUGAUCGAUCAGGAUCCUCUCAGAUUGAUGGGUUGGUUAUGA
Messenger RNA from Aspergillus novofumigatus IBT 16806, 1893 nucleotides. RefSeq names its product tRNA lysidine(34) synthetase. Bases 31 to 1893 code for a protein of 620 amino acids. Gene Ontology annotation, molecular function: ATP binding; ligase activity, forming carbon-nitrogen bonds. The record is from RefSeq and is a predicted model, not a curated record. The transcript has 4 exons. Lineage: Eukaryota; Fungi; Ascomycota; Eurotiomycetes; Eurotiales; Aspergillaceae. Gene Ontology annotation, biological process: tRNA processing.